UGCGCUUGGACGACGGCCGGGGAGGUGAGCGUUUGGCGCGCAUGCGCUUGGACGAUUGCCGGGGAGGCUAGCGUGGGGCGCGCAUGCGCUUGGAUGAUAUUGCCGGGGAGGCUAGCGUGGGGCGCGUAUGCGCUUGGAUGAUUGCCGGGGAGGAUUGCGUGGGGCGCGCAUGUACUUUGGCGACCGCCAGGGAGGCUAGCGUGGAGUGCGCAUGCGCUUGGAUGAUUGCCGAGGAGGCUAGUGUGGGGCGCGUAUGCGCUUGGAUGGUUGCCGGGGAGGCGAGCGUUUGGCGCGCAUGCGCUUGGAUGAUUGUCUGGGAGGCUAGUGUGGGGCGCGCAUGCGCCUGGACGGCGGCCGGGUAGGCGAGGGUGGGGCGCGCGUGCGCUUGGAUGGUUGCCGGGAAGGCUAGCGUGGGCGAUGCGCAUGCGCUUGGACGACGGCCGGGGAGACUAGCUUGGGGCGCGCAUGCGCUUGAGCGACGGCCGGGGAAGGUGGGGCGCGCAUGCGCCUGGAUGAUAGCCGGGGAAGCUGGCGCGGGGCGCGCAUGCGCUUGGACAACGGCAGGGGAGGCUAGCUUGGGGCGCGCAUGAGCUUGGACGACGGCCGGGAAGGCCAGCGUGGGGCGCGCAUACGCUUGGAUGAUUGCCGGGGAGGCGAGCUUGCGGUGCGCAUGCGCUUGGACGACGGCCGGGAAUGCCAGGGUGGGGCGCGCAUGCGCCUGGAUGAUUGCCGGGGAAACUGGCGCGGGGCGCGCAUGCGCUUGGACGACGGCUGGGGAGGCUAGCUUGGGGCGCGCAUGCGCUUGGACGACGGCCGGGGAGGCCAGGGUGGGGCGCGCAUGCGCUUAGAUGAUUGCCGGGGAAGCUGGCGUGGGGCGCGCAUGCGUUUGGAUGACGGCCGGGGAGGCUAGCUUGGGGUGCGCAUGCGCUUGGACGACGGCGGGGAAGGCUAGGGUGCGGCGCGCAUGCGCUCGGAUGAUUGCGGGGAAGCUGGCGCGGGCGCGCAUGCGCUUGGACGACGGCCGGGGAGGCUUGCUUGGGGUGCGCAUGCGCUUGGACCGGGUAGGCCAGGAUGGGGCGCGCAUGCGUUUGGAUGACGGCUAGGGAGGCUAGCUUGGGGCGCGCAUGCGUUUGGACGACGGCGGGGAAGCUAGGGUGCGGCGCGCAUGCGCUCGGAUGAUUGCGGGGAAGCUGGCGCGGGCGCGCAUGCGCUUGGACGACGGCCGGGUGGGCCAGCCUGGGGCGCGCAUGCGCUCGGAUGAUAUUAACGGGGAGGCUAGCGUUUGGUGCGCAUGCGCCAGGAUGACGGCCGGGGAGGCUAGCUGGGGGCGCGCAUGCGGUUGGACGACGGCCGGGUGGGCCCGCGUGGGGCGCGCAUGCGCUUGGACCGGGGAGGCCAGGAUGGGGCGCGCAUGCGUUUGGAUGACGCAUCCAAAGUACAGUGCUCUGCACAUAGUAAGCGCUCAAUAAAUACGAUUGAUUGAUUGAUUGAUGACGGCCAGGGAGGCUAGCUUGGGGCGCGCAUGCGCUUGGACGACGGCCGGGAAGGCUAGGGUGCGGCGCGCAUGCGCUCGGAUGAUUGCGGGGAAGCAGGCGCGGGCGCGCAUGCGCUUGGACGACGGCCGGGGAGGCUAGCAGGGGGCGCGCAUGCGCUUGGACGACGGCCGGGUGGGCCAGCGCGGGGCGCGCAUGCGCCCGGAUGCUGGCCGGCGGGGAGGCGCGCGUUUGGUGCGCACGCGCCCGGGCGACGGCCGGGGAGUCGAGCGCUGGGCCUCCCAGGCCGCCGUAGGGCUCCGGCGCGCGCAUGCGUGAUCUCCCGUGACGGGGAAGAUGGCGGCGUCGUGGCCCCGGCCGGAGAAACGUGGGGUGGACGGGGGGGAGCCGCCGCCCCCGCUGCAGGCCGUGCUGGUGGCCGACAGCUUCGACCGCCGCUUCUUCCCCAUCUCCAAGGACCGGGCACGGGUCCUCCUGCCCCUGGCCAACGUGGCCUUGAUCGAUUAUACCCUGGAGUUCCUCACGGCCACCGGCGUGCAGGAAACAUUUGUCUUUUGCUGCUGGAAGGCCUCUCAGAUCAAGGAGCACGUUCAGAAGUCCAAGUGGUGCCGCCCCACGUCCCCCAACGUGGUGCGGGUGGUCACGUCGGAGCUGUACCGUUCGCUGGGGGAUGUGCUGCGGGACGUCGACGCCAAGGCCCUGCUGCGCUCCGACUUCCUGCUGGUCUACGGGGAUGUCGUCUCCAACAUCAACGUGGCCCGGGCCCUGGAGGAGCACAGGAUGCGGCGGAGGCUGGAGAAGAACGUGUCCGUGAUGACGAUGAUCUUCAAGGAGUCGUCCCCCGGCCAUCACACCCGCUGCCCCGAGGACGACGUGGUAGUGGCCAUGGACAGUGCCACCAGUCGAGUCCUCCACUACCAGAAGACCCACGGCCUGCAGCGCUUCUGUUUCCCCUUGAGCCUAUUCCAGGGCAGCGGCGAUGGAGUGGAGAUCCGCCACGACCUGCUGGACUGUCACAUCAGCAUCUGCUCCCCGCAGGUGGCUGAACUCUUCACGGACAACUUUGAUUACCAAACCCGGGAUGACUUUGUGAGAGGCCUGUUGGUGAACGAAGAGGUCCUGGGGAACCAAAUCCACAUGCACGUGACCUCGGGGGAAUACGGGGCCCGCGUCUCCAACCUCCUGAUGUACGAGGCCGUCUGCGCCGACGUGGUUCGCCGCUGGGUCUACCCGCUGACCCCCGAGAUGAACUUCACGGACAGCCCCGGCCGCAGCUGCACCCACUCCCGACACAACAUCUACCGGGGGGCCGAGGUCAGCCUGGGCCACGGCAGCGUCCUGGUAGAGAACGUCCUCCUGGGCCCCGGGGCCCUCAUCGGCCGCAACUGCUCCAUCACCAACAGCGUCAUCGGGCCCGACUGUCGCAUCGGUGACAACGUGGUUCUGGACCAGGCUCAUCUUUGGCGAGGCGUACGGGUGGCCACGGGGGCCCAGAUCCACCAGUCUCUGCUGUGCGACUUCGCCAAGGUGAAGGAGCGAGUCACGCUGAGGCCCCGCUGCGUCCUCACUUCCCAGGUCGUGGUGGGCCCGGACCUGACCCUGCCCGAGGGCUCUGUGAUCUCCCUGCACCCUCCAGAUGCCGAGGAGGAUGAAGACGAGGACCAGUUCAGUGACGACUCUGGAGCCGACAAGGAGAAAGAGAAAGUGAAGCUGAAAGGUUACAAUCCCGCGGAAGUGGGGCCGGCGGGCCAAGGCUACCUGUGGAAAGCCGCCGAGGCGGGCGACGACGAAGAGGAGGAGCUGCGGCACAGCCUGUGGGGCCUCACGCUCAACCCGGAGGAGGAGAGCGAGACGGAGAGCGAGCAGAGCCUCGGCUCCGAGGAGCCGGACAGCCGGGGGGGCUCCCCGCAACUAGAUGACGUCAAAGUGUUUCAGAACGAGGUGCUGGGCACCCUGCAGAGGGGCGAAGAGGAGAACAUCUCCUGCGACAACCUGGUCCUGGAAAUCAACUCACUCAAAUACGCGUACAACAUCAGCCUGAAGGAAGUGAUGCAGGUGCUCAGCCGCGUGGUCCUGGAGUUCCCAUUGCAGCGGCUCGACUCGCAGCCGGACCCCAACCGCUACUGUGGUCUCCUGCUGCCCCUUUUAAAGGCCUGGAGCCCGGUGUUUAAGAAUUACAUCAAGCGUGCAGCCGACCAUCUGGAGGCCCUGGCCGCCAUCGAGGAUUUCUUCCUGGACCACGAACCGCUCGGCACCUCUCUGGCCAAGGUGCUGAUGACUUUCUACCAGCUGGAAAUCCUGGCCGAGGAGACCAUCCUGAGUUGGUUCUGCCAGAAGGACGCGACGGACAAGGGCCGACAGUUGCGCAAAAACCAGCGGCUCCAGAAGUUCAUCCAGUGGCUGAAGGAGGCCGAAGAGGAAUCAUCCGAGGAGGACCGGGACUGAAGCUCUCACGGGCCGGCCUGAUCGCCGACCCUUCCCCGGGGACCGGGAAAGGCCAAGGACCGCGAGCCUCCGAGCGACCACCACCAGGCUGGAAAUCCCGGAAGGAGAGAUGGGAGGAAUGGUGGGCCCCCUCCCAUCCUCGUGUUACAGACCCCCGUUCACUGGG
Molecule: messenger RNA, 4104 nt
Organism: Tachyglossus aculeatus (Australian echidna)
Lineage: Eukaryota; Metazoa; Chordata; Mammalia; Monotremata; Tachyglossidae
Gene: EIF2B5
Product: eukaryotic translation initiation factor 2B subunit epsilon
Exons: 16
Coding region: 1830-3938 (702 amino acids)
Cellular component (GO): eukaryotic translation initiation factor 2B complex
Molecular function (GO): translation initiation factor activity; translation initiation factor binding; guanyl-nucleotide exchange factor activity
Source: RefSeq, a predicted model, not a curated record